CAUCAUCGGGGUUUGCUCAUACCGAUGAAGUCUACGAUUUCGUGCUUGAAUUAAGUUUGAGGCCUGGUGGUUUAAGACGCCCAAACAUAAGUGGUUUCUUUCGUAUGUAAUAACAGAGUUUUUGGGAACUGCACCUAGGCAAUCGGGGAAUAGUCUAAUGUUCUUGUCAAUACCAUCGCCAUGGGUCGAUUGGAAUGUCAUUUCUACUUGGCUACGAGACUGUGAUAGUGGUAUAGACCACGAAGCUUCUUGUCAUGCAGAAAAAUUCUCCUUUCCGGGAUUCCGUAUCAUCGACACAGACAAAAGAUGUGUAGUUUUCGCUCCCGAAUCCUGCAUGUAUGCAACUCUGAGCUAUGUCUGGGGGGAUAAAAGCGAUUCACUCCAGGCAACAACAAAGAAUAUCACCAGCCUUGGCGCGCAAGGCUCUUUAUCAAGCGAAAAGUUACAAUCUGCCACAAUUAAUGACGCGAUUGAUGCCUGCUGCAGUUUGCACAUCCCAUUUCUCUGGGUUGAUCGACUUUGCAUACUGCAAGACCAAGACUCUGGCCAGAAGAAAGCUCAGCUUGACGCCAUGGGUAAUAUAUACAGCGGCUCAUAUGUCACACUGGUUGCAAUGGCAGGAGAUGAUGCCACUUAUGGUCUUCCCGGGGUAAAUGAACGAAAGCGGUCCCCAACGUGGACUGGUCAGACUCAAGGACUACACCUUCUCGAGGUACCUUGGUAUUAUAAGCUUCUUAAAGGCUCGAAAUGGCAAACUCGAGGGUGGACAUGCCAAGAAGCAGUAAUGUCCCCCAGACUGCUCCUUUUAUCAGAUCAAGGGACCUUCUAUGAAUGCCGUGGUCAGAGCAGAUUUAAAAAUGAAGAUCACGGAAAUCAACAGCAAAACUUCAAACCAUCGUACUCAUUAUGCGAAUAUACCCAUCUUAUAGGAGAAUUCACGCAGAGGGACCUUUCACACAAAUCUGAUAUACUAUAUGCAAUUUCCGGAAUCCUGCACUCCAGAUACAAUCAACAGCACUUUUACGGUCUACCCUUUGAUGAAUUCAGCUCGGCUAUUCUUUGGAAGACAACAGAUGGGAAAUACCCUCCAAGGCCUCAGUGUCCAACACAGGUCUUUCCAUCUUGGUCUUGGUCCUCUAUCGACAAUGCAAUAGAGGUCGACCCUCAGUUACAAGGUUACCCGGGACAAAUUGUGGUAUCACUGUCGCAAUGGGCGAUUCCAUCCUUGACGAAUACCCAAAGUCCAUUGAACAUCCUUCGCGACACGAUAAGAUACUUUUAUAUAUCAGAGGAAGUAGCAUUGCUUUCUGUGUUAAUUGCAUGGAAAGGAGGAUGCUUUCCAGGCCGACUGCCGGAAGAGCUGAAUGUCAAGACCACAUGGGAGCAAUAUGUCACCAUUAUGCGUGAUAGAUGGUCUUGUCUCAGCGAGAUAAGUGAUGAAGCACAUGGUAUGUCUAUGGGAGUACUACCUGCACAUGAUCAAGAGUUACGAUUUCCAUAUCAUCUCCAACAAGCUUGUUACGAUGGUUGCAUCCUGGCCUAUGCCCAGUCGCGGCGUCUUCGGAUUCAAAUACCCGAGAAUCCUCAGGAUUACGUCAAGCUUUGCGAUAAAAAGGGCACAAUGAUAGCAUGGCUACAAGAAGGCACUGUUAAUUGGGAGCAUAUUCAUAAUAUUCCCCGUUGGAAUGAUGGUGCCGAAUUUGAUGUCUUGGCUGUGUCAAUACCAUCUGACAUCGAUGGCAGACCUUCCCCCAGUCAUUUGUAUAAGAAGGAAAAGCUCGCAGACUGGAAGGACUCGAAAGGAGAGCAUUUAUUCUAUGGCAACAAGGCGUCUCGGCCAUUUAUUAGACUUUUUUGGGUGAGCUUGAUGGUUGUGGAGACGAAGAAUGGCAUCAGCAAGCGUGUUGCUCUGGCAGAAUCCUUUCUGAAAGUUUGGAUUAAAGCAAAACCACGAUUCCAUACUUUUAUUCUUGGAUAGCUACACCUUACAAGACGACAAAAAUACGAAGCCGCAUUAUUCUAACAAUUAGAACUAAAACUUUAAGCGGCCUAGGGGGUGACUAUACUGUAUAUAAGUAAUCUAAUAUCUAAUUAAUACUCUUUA
Messenger RNA from Aspergillus wentii DTO 134E9, 2104 nucleotides. RefSeq names its product HET domain-containing protein. The coding region runs from base 158 to 1978 and encodes 606 amino acids. The transcript has 2 exons. The record is from RefSeq and is a predicted model, not a curated record. NCBI's taxonomy places the organism in Eukaryota, Fungi, Ascomycota, Eurotiomycetes, Eurotiales, Aspergillaceae.